This is a messenger RNA of Cucurbitaria berberidis CBS 394.84, 4656 nucleotides long. RefSeq lists its product as uncharacterized. The transcript is spliced from 2 exons. The record is from RefSeq and is a predicted model, not a curated record. The coding region runs from base 1 to 4656 and encodes 1551 amino acids. Lineage: Eukaryota; Fungi; Ascomycota; Dothideomycetes; Pleosporales; Cucurbitariaceae.
AUGCUCGCAGACCGAGAUCCGAAUGGCAGCGGCCGUACGUCGCGGGCCUCCAAUAUGUCUGCUAUGAGCCGAGCAACAGGUAAACAUGUACACGGGACGGGCAGGCCUGACCUACUUCCGUCUGCUGCCCCCGGCGUCAUGUCCAUGCUCCGUACCUCCACAGAGAUGGGCAACCUUGCUGGCAUCACGGGCGAUAUGUCCAGCAUAGGCACCAUGCCUCGAUCUUCGCAGCGGCGGGGCGCUUCCAGCAGACUCUCGACCACUUCAUCGCUAUCCAAUAACUCCAGUCGAACGAGCAGGCACCAUCGACAGUGGCCUUCGUCAUCCUCGGCCGCACGACGCUCCUUGACGCGCGAGCACAACGUACCUCAAUACGUUCCCGACACCCUCUCACCGACCAUGAUGAACAUACCAGGCUCGUCUCCACUUGUGCCCAUGCGGCGCGAUAGGGACUCGCAUCGCUCACUUUCGAUGACCCAUACGAUGCAGCCAACCUUCAGACUGUCAAGCAACCGAUCUCUAGGUAGCCUACGCCACGAUCACAUUCAGCGACCAAGAAGCCCAUAUCACUACCCAACGAGACUUCGGAGGCCUGGCCAUCGGCCUACUUCACCACCCUUGAGUGAUAUCAGCAGGCCACACCCAGGACGCCAGUACGGCCACAGUAGCCAAGGGCAGCCCUACUACCCAGGCCAGAUGAGAUUGAGGAUCCCAUCGGAUACAAGCCUUGGCCAUCAAGAGCGAGCGCAUAGGAUGUCUCGUCGUCCCAGCCGUGGCCCUUCACCAGCCUACUAUUCUGAGCCGCGACCAGACAUCCCACCUGUGCCGUCGAUGUACCAGCACCACAUGGCUGUAGAACAGGCUCGCAUGCUACACAGGUCUACCAAAGGAUCCGUUUCCAGUGGCUCGACGAACUUGCGUACCGAUUCCGACACGCCAUCGUCUGACAUGGCUCUACCACCAACGCCAAAGGACAGGACGUCCAUGGAAGUGCUCAUCAGUCCGAACGGCACUAGGAUGAUCUUUGACACUGUGACCGGAGUCCUAAAGGAAGAGGUCGCCACUGGACCACUUUACUACGACUACAGCGAACAAUUUGAGCAGGAACACCUCACUGAGCCUGAGAUAGACCCAGCUCCGACAGGCUUCGUGAACCGCAUCAAGACCAUAAUUGAAGAGCAUGGGUCACCAGUUGAGCUAGGCUCAAAGAAGACUUGCACUCAAGAGGUCAAGGUUUCCAUCGAGGUUGUGCGUUCUGGUGUUCCAGAUCUCGUAGAGCUCCCUGCUUCCCCUGUACCUCGUCGCAUCACAAGAGACUUGAUCCUAAAAGCAAUCGAAUCAAGUUCGACAACGGGGAACAUGGAAGCGUCGAUCAAGUCUCCAGCUCUUAGAGCUGAUUCCGGAACUAUUCAUUCAGACAGUCUUCCUGUCGCGACUCAUUCGUUGAUCGAAGAAGAGACCGAGGAAUUGUUGCACCCGGAAGGGGAGUGCAGGGAUAACCGCCACAGCAUCUUGUCUCAGACCGGAUCUAGCGUUUUGGACUCUUCGACCCUCAACUUUGCUGUUCGAUACUCGAUACCCAUGGCCACUGGUGCAGGAUUUGGGACCGACCAAGCCCCUGAACUUGGCGGCGAGCCCGCUGUGCCAGCUAGUCCUGGACUAAGUACUGAAGAUGGUAUGUCGGAGUUGUUAGCAGGAUACCAGCAUACUGAGUCCAAGCAAGAAUCCGGUGUGUUGCCACUAGCCGGGGUGGCUCACAAGACAGAGAGGGUAUCGGAAGAGCAUAUGGAAAGGGGAAGCCAUGACACCCAAAAGUCUUCCGAUGAGCAGUCCUUCAAGUCUUGUACGCAUCGUACGAAUCCAGUGUCAGAGCCAGCGUCACCUCUCUCGGACCAGGACCGGGACGCGAAGUCUUUCAUGUCAGCUACCGAUAUCUUGCCUGAGCGGGAGCCGUCGGUCAAAGGGUCGGAUGGUCGCUCGUUCACAACUUGCAAGAACGCUGACACCCCCGAUCGUGCAGCGUCUAUGCCACCAUCGAGACUGCCAUCUUCCAAUCUGGCCAAUUCAAUUCCGCAUCAUAAGAGGCCAGUAUCCGAGAUGUCUUUGUCGAGUCCUCCUCCUACUAUACUCCGCAAGCAACCGCAGGUUCUUCCUCAAGGUUCCGGCUUCUCACUUGUUAUUGGUACUGGCAAGCUGCUGGCCAACUCGAAACCGAGUUCGAAGCAAAGCGCAGUGUCGAUAUCAGGCUCUUCAUCCACUCUGAGCAUUACGCAACAACCACCUCCCAUUCCACCGCGAGAAUCCAGCUCGUCGAAAGAAGCCCAGCGCUACCAGGCUGUGGCCUCUUUCUUAGUGCGUCAGCUGCCAUCUCGUUUCGCUAAAGGGCGAAGUCCAACGGAGGAUGAAGAAACGCCGAAUCUAGAUGCUGACGACCAGUCUAUUUGCGAGCCAACACAUGACACCUUAGAGUCCAGUAGUACUCCGCAGCAGGUCGACAAACAGGAAGUAGUCUCCAAGGAGCUGAUUGCUGCGUCCAUUUCGCCCAAGGAAUUCAAUGCAUGCAACAUUCGUGGUGUCGGUCCGUCUCCUGCUCCGCGCCAGCAUUGUUUCAGCAGCUCGUCUCCUAUUAUCCAAGAGCCUUCGUCCGUAUAUUCGCCUCAAGACGUCUCUUUCCACUCUCGUAUGCAGUCUUCCCCAGCUGGCGUUCCCAUGUCUUCAGAGCAUAACCGCCGUGACAGUCAGACAACAACCCACUUGGUCUGGCAUGGCGGUCGCCGGUCUCUCAAUAUUCCUUCUUCUGUGAGCGCUAGUGAACCUCGUCUUCCUUUACCCAGUGUUCAGGAGGAUACCACGACCGAUCUCAGACUGUCUGGAUAUAGGUAUCCUGGUCCUUCGCAUUAUCUUCCCGAUCUGAAAGAGGAAUCGCACGAGGAUUCGAGCCUCAAUACUAGUGCCAGUAACCUGAAGAACUCCCACUUCCGGUUCCCAUUCGGUGGUCCGUCUGGGGUGCGCGGGUCCGUCGACGAUGCAAUUGUUUUAUCCGGGGGCUCGUCCACGGUGUCGCACCGGCGUAGUGCUCUGGGUAGUGUUCUCGGGCAGACGCACGGCCUCCCUUCGAUGCAAUUCAGUCAGAUGAAUCUGUUCGAGAAGUUGAAUGAAGAGCUCGGGCUGCGCUAUCCACGGUCGUUGGAAAAGCUUCCGAAUGAAUUGCAGGUUUUGAAGGAGGGUUGCCCGCCAGGGUCGGAGGUAGUCAGAGAGGCGCGUGAAAGGUAUCGAAGCCUCUUCGCUGAAUUGGACGAUGAGCUUAAGAAAUCAGGAGGAUCGGCGCAGCCUACAGCAGUGCUGGAUCUUAUUACUUCGCAACGGGCCUACUCUCCCGAAAUGCUUGCGGCGGAGGUUGAUCAACUAUCUAUUCCGUCAGUUGGAGGUCUCACGCAGCGCAUUUCCGAGUUGAUACCGUCGUUGAGGGAGUACUACAAGCUUGGUGAGCAGGGCGAGUUCGUUGAAGAGGAGGUGAUCAUGGAGCACGCAUUGGAGGAGAUUCACGAGGUUGGCGGCCCGGCGCAGAAGCGCUCAUCGGCUCGACUGCGUCCUGUUCCUGGCUCUCCGAACAUGGUUGUCAUUGACGAUGCCCUCUAUGAGGAGCUCACCGGCAAAGACAACGAGAAUGGUAACCCAGGUCGCCAGGGUGAUGGUGCGGAGGAACUUGGCUCCGGUGAAGCUGGCUCAGAUGCCAAAGGCAAGGACGGUAACGUGACGCACACACAAACAGCACGCCAAAAGGCUCCCCUCGCGGAAAUCAAAGCACCAACGCCAGCCUUUCUGCGUCCACGCUCCCAGACUGUCGGACAACAAGAAGUGCGUGCCUCGUUCGAGUCCAAUUUGUCCUCGAGGAGGUCCCUGAGGUCGUUUGUCUCUACGCCUACAGCAACCGAUACGCGGCCUUGGAACUUCGACAAGAACUACCCGUGGGCAACAACAACAAUACCCUCCGUCGACAUUUCACUGCCACCUCUAACGGCAGUGAAACACUCACCUCGCCCUGGGCCGUCACAUCUUCGCAACAGGCUGUCUGACGCGUCUACUUCAAGCUCAUUUUCAUCUGCAAACACAGCUACGGCCUCGCCUUUUGGCACCGCUUCUGGCAGCAACGUACACGCACGUCACCAUCGGUUCAGUAUUUUUGGCCGUACCGGCGAUCAGUCUCACGCAGUGGGCGAACGCUAUCCAACGUCUGCCUUGACACCGCCUACGGCCAUCUUCCGCGAUCAUUCUUCUGCCUUUGACACGUCGGACGACGAGGAAUUCAACAUAUCCCACAAAAGCAAGCUCGGACUCAGGAAUCGCUUCUCGUCUGCCCGCAACGCCACACUUGACAACAGUACUCGAGCCGGACGAAGCAAGACCAAUCCACUCGAGCUCGCGUCACCCGAGUCGACUCAACAGUCUACGACUUCAAUCCUCCAAGAUCGUGCAGGUGAAACCAAAGCCUUCACUGCAAAUCACCGCCACACCUUCCGCGACGCCGAGGGCAUGCCCGUUGGCACCUACCAUCGCAACAAAAUCAUCGACCAUCUGAAGAAGUGGUGGCACAAGGGAGGCAACCUCAUUCGCAACUUAUCUCGCCGCAAACGACCAGACGCUACUACCGUCUAG